CUUUGCCGCCGCCGCCGCCGCCGCCGCCGCCGCCCCCAGGUUUCCUCCAGGCCCUGCGCCCUAUGGACCCACAGGCUGGUUUUUCUGGUUUGCUCCCCCAAGGCGAUUUGCACCUUUCUCUGAAGAACCAUCCAGAAGCUGAACAGCCUGCCUUUGGACUCACAGAGAGGGGAGGCCCACGGUUGCUUCUCGAAACCUCAGGCUGGGAAUGGCCGCAUGGACCAGGCCAGGCCCCAGGCAGCCCCCGGUGGCAGAGCCUGCUGCAGAGGAGCCGCAUCCGCCCCUGGGCCGCGAGCUGACUGAGGCCAACCGCUUCGCCUAUGCCGCCCUCUGUGGCAUCUCCCUGUCCCAGCUCUUCCCAGAACCUGAGCAGAGCUCCUUCUGCACCGAGUUUGUGACGGGCCUGGUGAGGUGGCUGGCGCUGUCCGAAGCCGUCCUGCCGACCAUGACUGCUUUCACCAGCGGCCUGGGGAGCGAAGGGGCAGAACUGUUCGCUCAGAGUAUAUCGAAGGACCCCGCCCUGCAGGGCAGCCUGGGGGCCAUCACGCAGGACCUUCUGAGCUUCUCACUCAAGGACGGGCGCUAUGAUGCCCGGGCCAGAGUACUCGUUUGCCACAUGACCUCCCUGCUCCAGGUGCCCUUGGAGGAGUUGGACGUCCUUGAAGAGACAUUCCUUGAGAGUCUGAAGGAAACCAAGGAGGAGGAAUCUGAGACGGCUGAGGCAUCCCGGAAGAAGAGAGAAAACCGGAGGAAAUGGAAGCGUUACCUUCUGAUAGGCCUGGCCACCGUAGGAGGAGGGGCCGUGAUCGGUGUGACCGGCGGUCUGGCUGCCCCCCUUGUUGCUGCUGGAGCUGCGACGAUCAUCGGCAGCGCCGGGGCGGCAGCGCUGGGCUCAGCAGCUGGCAUUGCCGUCAUGACCUCUCUGUUCGGUGCAGCGGGAGCUGGCCUGACGGGAUACAAGAUGAAGAAGCGGGUGGGAGCCAUUGAGGAGUUCACGUUCCUGCCCCUGACGGAGGGCAGGCAGCUGCACAUCACCAUCGCCAUCACUGGGUGGCUCGCGUCCGGCAAAUACCGUACCUUCAGCGCCCCCUGGGCGGCCCUGGCUCGAAGCCAGGAGCAGUACUGCUUGGCCUGGGAGGCCAAGUACCUGAUGGAGCUGGGCAACGCCCUGGAAACCAUCCUCAGUGGUCUUGCCAACAUGGUGGCCCAGGAGGCCCUCAAGUACACUGUGCUGUCUGGCAUCGUGGCGGCCUUGACCUGGCCGGCCUCACUCCUCAGUGUCGCCAACGUCAUCGACAACCCCUGGGGGGUGUGUCUCCAUCGAUCGGCCGAGGUUGGCAAGCACCUGGCUCACAUCCUGCUCUCCCGGCAGCAGGGCCAGCGACCUGUCACCUUGAUUGGGUUCAGCCUGGGAGCCAGAGUUAUCUACUUCUGUCUGCAAGAGAUGGCUCUGGAGAAAGAUUGCCAAGGGAUCAUCGAGGACGUCAUCCUGCUGGGUGCCCCCGUGGAAGGAGACCCCAAGCACUGGGAGCCUUUCCGGAAGGUGGUGUCCGGGAGGAUCGUCAAUGGCUACAGCAGGGGAGACUGGCUGCUCAGCUUCGUGUACCGCACGUCCUCCGUGCAGUUCCGCGUCGCCGGCCUUCAGCCUGUGCAGCUGCAGGACCGCAGGGUGGAGAACGUGGACCUGUCCUCGGUGGUCAGCGGCCACCUGGACUAUGCCAAGCAGAUGGAUGUCAUCCUGAAGGCCGUGGGCGUCCGCACCAAGCCAGGCUGGGGCCAGAAGGGGCUCUUGCUGGCCCCAGGCGGCCCGCCCCAGGAGGAGCCUCGGCAGGCAGCGGCAGACAAGACCAGCCGCCAGGAUGGGCAGACCCAGGGUCCCGCACCCAGAGACACCGCCAGAGCGUCCGCUGACCCCAGCCAAGCCCAGGAGCCAGUGGGGCCGCAUCCAUCUGAAGGGGCCUCGCUUCCUGCCGCUGCAGGCCCAGCCGGGAGCCCCCCUAUGUGCAGCCAUGGUGUGGACCCCAACCCACUGGGCUGCCCUGACUGUGCCCGCGAGACCCAGGGCCCCUGCCCGGGGCUGGACUGACCCCAGCGGGGGACCUGGGCCAUCUCUCGGGUUUCUAUAUGCAGCUUUGGUUCCGCUGAGCCCCCAGGUGAGGGCUGAGGUGGGCAAAUCCCUGCAGAGGCCGCUCCUGAGAUGCAGGGGUCAGACUUGAAGAGGGACCAGAAGGAAGGACAGUGGGGGACAGUCCUUCCCUGGGGAGCAGAGGCUGCAAGGCCAGCCCAGCCCGGCGGGAGCCCAGGACUCCCAGGCAGCGGGGGCUGCCUGCACCCCAGGUCCCAGCUGUGGGGUCUGGCUGUCCAGGAGGUCCCGAGAGAUGUGCGGGGCUGGGACUCCCAGCCACCUGCCUCCCCGGGCCCACUCACCGGCACCCACAGGGGCGCAGGUGCCCAGGGGGCAGCUCCCUCUCUCCACUCAGUACACGGACCAGCUCUGUCCCGCGCAGUCCUGCCGUCUGGGCACAGCACAACUAUAGGAGCAACAGUCACGUAGCUGUGACGUUGUAAGCAGCCCCCAGAGCUGCGCCAUAUCAUGGGCUGGAGCAGUAAAUGCCGAAUCAGCACAUGGAGUGGCGGGAACUGGGCCCAGCGACAAGAAUGGAUCUCAGGGGAAGGGUCUCCUACAGCAGGAACAGGGAGGAAAUUAAUAAAAAAUAAUAUGAGCGGCAA
Molecule: messenger RNA, 2730 nt
Organism: Marmota flaviventris (yellow-bellied marmot)
Lineage: Eukaryota; Metazoa; Chordata; Mammalia; Rodentia; Sciuridae
Gene: Tmco4
Product: transmembrane and coiled-coil domains 4
Source: RefSeq, a predicted model, not a curated record